Molecule: messenger RNA, 1661 nt
Organism: Achroia grisella
Lineage: Eukaryota; Metazoa; Arthropoda; Insecta; Lepidoptera; Pyralidae
Product: period circadian protein
Exons: 11
Coding region: 172-1542 (456 amino acids)
Source: RefSeq, a predicted model, not a curated record
ACAACAACAUUGCCAUUCAACUAGCAGUUUUUUCCGCAAAGCCUUCAACAGUGCACGCGACGGUGUAACAACAUUCGUUAAAUUUAAAUAGAUUAAGUUUAUAUCAUCAUCUAAAAAUUUAUAUAUUUACUUGUGUCCAAUUGUGUCGUGACUAAUUGUUUUUUUAAAACAAUGGCGCAUUCGGCCACAUUAAUACUGCUCGGCGUUCUGGUGUCGCAAGUCUAUACCGCACCCCAGCUAAUUACAUUCAAUGAUGGGAAAUUGGGAGUUAAUUUUGGAGGAUACCAUGCAGCUGUUGGUAUUGGAGGAUUAGGUACUAAAGGAGGAGCAGGCGGUGGCCUCUUCGCUGAAGCUGGAACACCUUAUGGACAAUCAGCAAAAGCUGGGUUAGGUGGAGCAGUUGAUUCUAAAGGAGGGUCUGGAGGAGGUUUAUAUGCCGGCGCAACUGCAGGUGGCAAUGUAAGGGCUGAAGCUGGUCUUACUGGAGGAGUUCAAGCAGACAAAACAGCUGGAGUUGGCUAUGCUUCAGCUCAAUCUGGAAACCAUAUGGCGGCAUCGGGUUUGGUAGGUGACUCAUCUGCAAAUGGAGGAUCAGGAUACAUGUUUUCGGGCACUAAAUCUUUUGGAGUAUCCAGAGGAACAGUAAAAGAAUCCGAUCUUGCUGUCCAGCCAAUAGAAGUUUCAAAACCUGUUCAGAAAAAAGUUCAUAAAGAAUUCGACUUUGAUGCUGCUAAUGAAGUUAACUUUGUAGCAUUAAAGGAUGCUCCAGUUAAUACUGACACAGAUGAUGAAAAUGUAAAGACUGACGUGCAGCCUGCAGUUGCUGUCAAGGAAAUAUAUGUACCAUCUCGACCUCAAGUAAUAGAGAAACAUAUUAUUCAUACUCAGUACAAACCCCGACAUCAGUUACGUAAGAAUGCUUAUAUUGGAGGGUUCCUUGGUGGAGAGGUCCAACCUGCACCGGUAGUAUUUCAAACUCAACCAGCUAUCGCAAGGAGAAUCGACGUGGGCGUUGAUGCAGCUGCUGAUGCUGGAGUUUCUGCAGAAGAAUCCGUCAAUGGAGGUGCUGGAAACCAUGGAGUAUACACAAAACAAGUAACUUUCCAAAGAAAUCCGGACUUCUUUGCUGACAUUUUUAAUAUUCCCAUUUCGGCCCUGAAAGCAGUGGGUAAUUUCCUUACUAAUACUGCCGGAAGCACCAAUGUUUCCGUUCAGAAAACCGGCUCUUUGCAAGCAGAUUCUGAUACAAAUUCAUCGAAGAAUACCCCGGUAUCAUCACUUUCAUCAUCGGAUACGGAGAUCACGUUACAGGCACCAAAUGUAUCCCAAGUUAUUGACGAUAUACUAGCUAUUCCCAUUAAUACACUGGGAGCUGUGAAUAAAUUUUUGGAGAACAACGUACCAGCUAGAAGAAAAGUACAGGUCAGCCAAAACGGAACUAAUGAGGCACCAAGAGCUAGAUUGGGACCACACGCGAGAAGACGAGCAAACAAGCAAGUUGUGAUUAUUCAAGAAAAGGAGUCCCCCGAAAACAAAGAAUAACUGUAUUAAUAUUAAUGUAUGUGCAUUAUAUAGAUAUAUUCUAUUAGUACAAAAUAUGUAUACAGUACAUAAUUUACUGUAUUAAAAAUGAGAGGCAUUUUAUUGUAAAUAUAUAAUAU